Molecule: messenger RNA, 1866 nt
Organism: Tuber melanosporum (Perigord truffle)
Lineage: Eukaryota; Fungi; Ascomycota; Pezizomycetes; Pezizales; Tuberaceae
Exons: 5
Coding region: 383-1603 (406 amino acids)
Biological process (GO): proteolysis
Molecular function (GO): protein binding; aspartic-type endopeptidase activity
Source: RefSeq, a predicted model, not a curated record
CAUCUGUUGCAUUCCAGCCUGCUUGUACCGCGGACGGGUAAAACUCGAGUGUGUGGUAUCUCACCCUCGCUCUUUGCCUCCCGCCUACACCCCUCCUUUUCCUUCCCCAUCUUCCCUCCUCACGCCCGAUCCCCACUCUUUUCCUUCGAGUGCCAUCCCUUCCCUCUCGGUCCUGAUACUUCCAAGUGCUUCCAUUCCAUCAGCAUUCACCUUUGCUUCUCUGCGUAUCGAGUUGCCACCCCCACCCCCCACUACGACAAACUUGAGAGCACAAUUGUCUCCUUUGCUGAUACGCUGAAUUCCAAAUCAACCCUUCAAAAUGCGUCUCACCGUAUCGUUCAUCUCAACCUCUCAAAUCAUACAGCUCGAUGUUCCAUCCGAUAUGUCAACUGUGGAUUUUAAGGCGCUGAUUGCUGCAGAGAUCCCCGCUGUCUCUUCCGUGGCCCAGCAUCUCUAUCACAAUGGUCGGCUCCUCGCUGACUCUGCCAAAACUCUUGGAGAAUACGGGGUUGCCGAGGGGGAUAUGAUAGUCUUGCAUACGCGGGGUAGUAGCAGCAGCAGCGGUUCUCCCGGAGCCGCAUCUGGUCAACAGCAGCAACAGGCUGGGGCAAUAAGGCGCCAAUCCGGCAUGGACUCCGAGAUGAUUCGUUUGCAGGUUCUAGGGGACCCGAGGUUGAUGAAUGAGCUCAGGAACUCCCAGCCGGAGCUGGCCGCGGCAGCCAAUGACCCAGAGAAGUUCGGAGAGGUCUUCCAAUUAAUGGAGCGACAAAGGGCCGAAGCUGAGAAGCAGAAGCAACGGGAAAUUCAAAUGUUGAACGACGAUCCAUUUAACAUAGACGCACAGAGGAAGAUCGAGGAACUAAUUAGGCAAGAGGCUGUUAUGGAGAAUCUACAAAAUGCACUAGAGCAUAAUCCUGAAGCUUUUGGUCGUGUAACAAUGUUGUACAUCCCGGUUGAAGUAAACGGGACCAAAGUGAAAGCAUUCGUCGAUUCUGGAGCGCAAGAAACGAUCAUGUCACCUUCGUGUGCCGAGACUUGCGGCAUCAUGCGACUGGUCGACUCUCGGUUUGCGGGUAUUGCUAGGGGUGUUGGGACAGCUAAAAUCUUGGGCCGUGUUCACUGGGCUCAGAUCAAGAUCGGGAGUCUGUUCCUGGUCUGUUCGUUCACAGUCAUGGAAGGCAAGGGUGUGGGCUUGCUUUUAGGGCUUGAUAUGCUCAAGAGGCAUCAAGCUGUUCUUGACUUUAAGAAGGGUUGCCUAGUUAUUCAAGAUGAAGAGGUUCAAUUUCUGGGGGAAAGCGAGAUUCCUAAGCACGACGACGACCGCGGAUUGGAGGACGAGCCGACUGCUGAAGGUUCUGAUGGAUCGAAAGUUGGAGGUAGAACUGGAGCCUCAAUCGAACCGUCUAUCACGUCUACGUCGGCUGGAUUUGGGCCUCCAUCAGGAGAUAGCAGCGGAGCAGCGCCCGAGCAACUGGAGUCUCAACACUCCGCAGAAGCCAUAAGCCAGUUGGAGGGACUGGGGUUUUCUAGGAGCCAAGCCUUGGCAGCUUUGAAUGCUACUGGCGGAGAUAUAGAUAUGGCAGCUAGUUUGCUCUUCCAAUGAUCUUGGGCUCCAAAACCUGGAGUAGCUUUAGCCUACUUGAUAAUGGCUUUCUUCCUAUCUUCUAUUUCCUUUCUGCUCGAUUUAUUAUAUUGUUUGGGGGAGUGGUGGUGGGUGUUCAAUAGAGGAUAAUCCAGCGACUAUUUGGGGGAUCUUAAUUGAUGGAGUGAUAGGGGUAGAUCAGCUAUAUUUAAUGCCCGAAACGACCGAAAAAGUUCCCUAGCCGCUUUCCAGCGGUUCGUGAAAAGUCAUCCAAAUUUUGCUGA